AUGCUGCGGGCAGCCCGCCCGCAGUGCCUUCCAAGCUUUUCAUGGCGAAUCGUUGGUACAGUCUGUGCUGCGGGCAGGCUGCCCGCAGUGCCUUCGAAGCUUUUCAUCGCGAAUCUUGGGUACACUCGAAUCUUGGAUACACUCGGUUCUGCGGGCAGCCUGCCGGCAGUGCUUUGCCUUCCAAGCUUUGAUCGCGAAUCUUGGGUGCACUCUGUGCUGCGGGGAGCCUGCCCGCAGUGCCUUCCAAGCUUUUCAUCGCGAAUCUUGGGUACACUCGGUGCUGCGGGCUGCCUGCCCGCAGUGCCUUCCAAGCUUUUCAUCGCGAACGUGGGUACACUCGGUGCUGCGGGCAGCCUGCCCGCAGUGCUUUCCAAGCUUUUGAUCGCGAAUCUUGGGUACACUCGGUGCUGCGGGCAGCCCGCCCGCAGCUGCCCGCAGUGCCUUCCAAGCUUUUCAUCGCGAAUCUUGGGUAGACUCGGUGCUGCGGGAAGCCUGCCCGCAGUGCCUUCCAAGCUUUUCAUCGCGAACAUGGGUACACCCGGUGCUGCGGGCAGCCCGCCCGCAGUGCCUCCAAGCUUUUCAUCGCGAAUCUUGGUUACACUCGGUGCUGCAGGCAGCCUGCUGGCAGUGCCUUCGAAGCUUUUCAUCGCGAAUCUUGGGUACACUCGGUUCUGCGGGCAGGCUGCCGGCAGUGCUUUGCCUUCCAAGCUUUUGAUCGCGAAUCUUGGGUACACUCGGUGCUGCGGGCAGCCUGCCGGCAGUGCUUUGCCUUCCAAGCUUUUGAUCGCGAGCGAAUCUUGGGUAGACUCGGUGCUGCGGGCAGCCUGCCCGCAGUGCCUUCCAAGCUUUUCAUCGCGAAUCUUGGGUGCUGCAGGCAGCCUGCCCUCAGUGCCUUCUAAGCUUUUCAGCGCGAAUCUUGAGCGCUGCGGGCAGCCUGCCCCCAGCGCCAUCCAAGCUUUUCAUCGCGAAUCUUGGGUACACUCGGUGCUGCGGGCAGUCUGCCGGUACACUCGAAUUUUGGGUACACUCGGUUCUGCGGGCAGCUUGCCGGCAGUGCUUUGCCUCCCCAAGCUUUUGAUCGCGAGCGAAUCUUGGGUAGACUCGGUGCUGCGGGCAGCCUGCCCGCAGUGCCUUCCAAGCUGUUCAUCGCGAAUCUUGGGUCCACUCGGUGCUGCGGGCUGCUAG
This is a messenger RNA of Symbiodinium sp. CCMP2592, 1185 nucleotides long. The record is from the annotation of a GenBank genome assembly. NCBI's taxonomy places the organism in Eukaryota, Dinophyceae, Suessiales, Symbiodiniaceae.